Molecule: messenger RNA, 1499 nt
Organism: Ciona intestinalis (vase tunicate)
Lineage: Eukaryota; Metazoa; Chordata; Ascidiacea; Phlebobranchia; Cionidae
Source: RefSeq, a predicted model, not a curated record
CCCUCCUGCGUUAUCUGCUAACCAAUAACCUCUAACUAUUAAACACUAACCCGUAUAAACACUAACAUAUAUAAAGUACUAACUUCUAACACUUCCCAUCAGCCUAAUCUGAAACAUGCCAGAGGAUUCUUCACUAUUAAUCAAAGAUAACCACAGGAAAUAACCAUGACCCGUAGUUUAGUGUGUAUUUUCUUUGUGAUACAUUGCUUUCUUCAAGUUAAUGGUGAAUUUGACCCAAAUGCAGUUCCUCACACAACUAAAGCUCAACUACUUAAAAGCAUUGCAGCUGGAGAUGAAGAAAUACUUGUUUAUUUUUACACUUCAUUUGACCAAUGUCCUGAUUGUAAAGAGAAAAUGCCAAGUUUUCAUGAAGCUGUUGAAUACUUAGAUAAACUUGAAGAUGGAAAUGUCAAAAGUUACAAGCUUGCAGUUAAGUUCCCAGAGUAUGGUGUCAACAACUUUCCACAGUUGUUACUUUUCAUUGGAAACACUCCUUUUAAAUACGAUAAACCAGAUGAUUAUGGACCUGAUAGCAUUGUGGAUUGGAUUGAAGAAGCAAAACAAACUCCUAUACCUGAAUUAACAGAAGAAACAUUUGAGCAUUUAACUCAAUCUUCCACAGGUGCUACAACUGGUGACUGGCUUGUCAUGUUUGCAGAUGGGAAAAGACCUGACUGCAUGAAGCCAAACCUUCCAGACAUUGGGACAGCAGCAGUUAGGUUAAGAAGAAGGAAAAAUGUUGCAAUAUUUGAUACGAGUUCAAACUCCAGCACUGUGUACAGAUUUGGGAUGAAUCCAGUUGGCCACUGUGUUAAAAUUCUGUUCAUCAAAAAGACAGAGGUGCCAAUGAAACAUGCACGUGGUAACUUGUUAUCAUACAGUUUCCACCGAACAGAUCUUUAUCAUUACAAGAGUGAGGAUCUGUCAUCCACAUCUCUUGUUAACUUUAUGUUAGAGGGAUACACUAAACAGGAACCACUGACUGUACCCCCGCCGUUAGAUAAAUCAAGUGAGAAAUUGGAAGGAAUGAUAGACCAGCUUCACGGCUUAUUUAAAGACCACGCAAGCACAAGUGAACUUGCUUUUAUGAGUGGCGUAGCAUGCGGUCUCGUCUUUGUAGUAUGUGCUGUAAUAUUUAUUUUGAAGCGAUACCAGAAACGAAAGCUAUUGUAAAACUUUUUUUGUUUUGUGGGGUGUAUUUACAAAGGGCAAAAUUUACGUUUUGCGUCGUUUCCCUUCUGUUUGAGGUGCAUCUUUUUCCUUGCCAUUUUGAAAAUAGUUAUUCUUAUAUUGGUUGCUCAACGACAAAUCUUAGCAAAUUCUGUUCGGAGUAUUUUUCUAAAAAUGUUAUAAACGAAAUUAAGCCGAUAUGCGGAAAAGUUUAAAUGUGAAGUUUAUUGGCGCUUGGAAUGGCGAUCAUCUGUAUUGUAGUUGCUGAGGUAGUGUUUGUGUAUAAUCAUAGAAUGCACAAAGUGCAAUAAAAGUAAAGUAAAUAAGUA